Messenger RNA from Bombus terrestris (buff-tailed bumblebee), 1466 nucleotides. It is a transcript of the gene Ist1, whose product is annotated as IST1 homolog. Gene Ontology annotation, biological process: protein transport. The transcript is spliced from 6 exons. The record is from RefSeq and is a predicted model, not a curated record. Lineage: Eukaryota; Metazoa; Arthropoda; Insecta; Hymenoptera; Apidae. The coding region runs from base 320 to 1387 and encodes 355 amino acids.
CUCACGAGAAUGCGUAAUAUGUAGAUAGAUAUUCUUUACUUUAAAAGUACUUUAUUACCAAAUUUGAUUUAUGUAUUACAAUAUAAGUUUAUUCGUUUCGUUACAAAUACUUUUACCAUUUUAUAUAAGUUUAUUAUAAAUAUUAAAAAAGUCAUAAUUGAAAAUUUUGCAACAUAUAUAACUCAUUUCAAUCAUAUAUUUAAUAUGUCUGAGCUGUCACUUUCUAUCAGUUCUUGAAUAACCUCUAUUAUACUCCUACGUAGGAGCAUGAAAGAUUAUAUCAGUUUUCUUCAUUUGUGACAAGAACGAUCAAGUAGAGAUGUUUUCGAGUGGGCCGAAUUAUACGAAAUUAAAAACGCAUCUGCGGCUAGCAAUUAAUCGAUUAAAGUUGCUUGAGAAAAAGAAAACCGAACUUGCUCAGAAAGCACGGAAAGAAAUAGCUGACUACAUCGCUGCAGGUAAAGUUGAAAGAGCAAAAAUACGGGUUGAACACAUUAUUAGAGAAGAUUACAUGGUUGAAGCAAUGGAACUCCUCGAAAUGUAUUGUGAUCUUUUGCUUGCACGUUUCGGACUUAUUCAACAAAUGAAGAAUUUAGAUGAAGGUUUAGCAGAAGCUAUUUCUACCAUAAUUUGGGCUGCUCCUAGAAUACAAACUGAUGUUCAGGAAAUGAAAAUAAUAGCUGAUAUCUUAAUGUCAAAAUAUGGGAAACAAUAUACAGAAGCAUGUAGGGAAGAAGCAGUACAAACUAUAUCUGAGAAGUUGAAACAUAAAAUGAGCGUGCAAUCACCAUCUAAGCUUCUUGUAGAGAAGUAUCUUAUAGAGAUUGCAAAAAAUUAUGAUGUUGAAUACGAACCAGAUCCACAGAUAAUGCAAGAGGGUCAAGAUGCUUUAUUGAUAGAUGUUGGAAAUAACACAGAAAGAAAUAAUUUAGACACAGCUUCUGGAGGCUUACCACUGCCAGUUGGAUUUAUUGGGUUUCCUCAAGCUCCUCUAUUACCAAAUCCUGCAUCCAAUCUAAUUAAUUCUGAGAAAGGGCCUAUAGGAUUUGUAACUCCACCAGGAUCAUUAGAAAGUAAAGAUCAAAAUGUUCCUUAUAAUCCAAAUAAUGUUUUGUACAACAUUCCCUUAGAUAACUCAAAUGGAGACAAACUUGAAAAUGAUCUGCCUCCAGCAUAUGCAUCAUUUCCACCUGAUUUAAAUAAACAGUCCGACCAGAAACCAAAACCUCAACCGCGAUCGAAAAUGCCGAUGAAUGAUUUUCAGCUUCCAGAUUUGCCUGCCGUGCCGUCGGAGAAUGAUUUACCCUCAAAUAAUCCAUCUACUAGCGAAGACAUUGAUUUUGACGACUUAAUGAAGCGCUUUGAAGAUUUAAAAAAAAGAAAGUAAUUUCUUAUUUAAGAUAUAUUACAAAUAUGUAUGUUGUAUUAAGACAAAAAUAUAGUGGAGUAGGUAUAACUAAAAAUAA